GAGCAGAAGCUGAAAAAGUUCAAUCCGAAGAAGAUGGAGAUGAAGAAGCUGAGAUGGGCAAUGGACGGAGCCUUCUGGGACCUGGACAUCUCGACGCCGAGGACCCUGGACGGACUGGGCCGCCCCGUUCCCGGCGACCCACUUCCUCUGGGCCUUUCUCGAGGCUCCAGGCUCUCCCGGCCCAAACAAAUUGACUUCAUGCAGCGUUUCAUGGCCGCCCCCUUCGUCCCUUCCUACGCCGCCGCCAGUGGCUUCACUCUCCAGCGCGUCCUCACCAUCCCCUUCGCCGAUAACUGGCUUGGGACUUUACUGGGUCAGUUCAAUUUCGAGAGGUUUGUAUCCUCUGUGAAAAACAGUGAGGGCCCACCACCGGACUCUGCUUCUUCAUGGAUGAAAACCCUGGGAAAGCACUUACAGGACAAGUCCUUGUAUGCCCUUUCGUUCUGUUCUGACUUGCUGUUGACACCUGAUGACACAUUGCUUCUGAGUGUGGAGGGUUAUGGUGAUGAUAAGAAGCCUCGAAAUAAAGCACUGUUUCAGCACAGGUUUCCUCAUCACAAUUUGUCAGUAGAGGCAGUUUGGCCAGGGCUUUUUGUGGAUAAGGCUGGUGAUUAUUGGGAUGUGCCAUUGUCAAUGUCGGUUGAUCUGGCUACGGUUGCUUCGGAUUCUGGUGCCAGUUAUCGUGUGUGCGUGCAUCAUAACUCGGGGGCACCCGAGCGCCUUGAUAGUGGUCAGAGUGAAGGAAUACCUGCUGGUUUGCUUCCUGGUUUGGCUGUCAAGGGUGCUAUUUCCUAUAGGAAGAAUCUUGACCUUUGGAGAAGUAAUGCUCCGAAGCUGAAAAUGGUGCAGCCCUUUGAUAUAUUCCUUUCGAAUCCUCAUGUUUCGGCUUCAGGGAUUAUUGGUGCUGCUAUGACUGCCUGUUUUGGUGAGGGUGCGGCUAGGUCACAAAUUGAGGAUGAUGAUCCUCAGGGUUUUAGAGGCAUUAGUCUUCAGGCUCCUGCAGUAAAAUCUGCCUUUCUAGCAGAUGUUUUUGGGUCUGCAUCAUUUUCAGCACAGCAUGGAAACUUCCAAAGGCUAUUUCUGGAUCUUACUCGUUUUCAUGCUCGCCUGGAUUUUCCUUCUGGAGCUAAAUUUCUGUCGGGUGCCACACAUCUAGCAGAAGAUUAUUUCAAUUCUCAAAAGCCAAAUUUGGAAGCUAUUCAGGAUAUUUGCCCCAAUGCCACCCUUUCUCUUCAGCAGCAGAUUGCUGGACCUUUCAGUUUCAGGGUUGAUUCAAGAGUUGCAGUUGAACUAAGAAACCAAAACUGGAGUAUACGUGUGGAUGAGCCCGUAUUUGCCCUCGAGUAUGCACUGCAAGUCCUUGGUUCAGCUAAAGCUGUUGCUUGGUAUUCCCCAAUGCACCAAGAAGGGAUGAUAGAGCUUCGUUUUUACGAGACAUAAAAUCAUGCAACUUUAGUCUUGUAGAGUUAUAUUUUUGGGUCACAUUGGCUUCAAUUCCAGAAAACUACUUUCACCAUUUCA
Rosa rugosa (rugosa rose) is the source of this 1521-nucleotide messenger RNA. RefSeq names its product protein TRIGALACTOSYLDIACYLGLYCEROL 4, chloroplastic. The transcript is spliced from 5 exons. Gene Ontology annotation, cellular component: chloroplast envelope. Gene Ontology annotation, molecular function: phosphatidic acid binding. Gene Ontology annotation, biological process: ER to chloroplast lipid transport; acylglycerol transport. The record is from RefSeq and is a predicted model, not a curated record. The coding region runs from base 34 to 1440 and encodes 468 amino acids. NCBI's taxonomy places the organism in Eukaryota, Viridiplantae, Streptophyta, Magnoliopsida, Rosales, Rosaceae.